GCGAUCCACCCCAGACAGCGUUUUGUUCUUUUCCCUGUGUUUGUGAGUGAGUUGAUAUCUGACAAAAAAUGGGCGGAGGAGGAGCAAUGAGGUCGGCGGCGGCGAAGAUCGCCGGCAUCGGCAUUUCCAAGGCGGCGCUCCGUCCUUCGGCGCUCCCGACGGAGCAGGCGGUCCACAACGCGUCGAGACCGACAUCGGUUGUCGGAGUGAAGGGGGCGAAAUCCACUGAGGUUGCGCCGCUUCACGCGGCAGCGCCGUGGGACGACUGGGACUUGGCCGACGACGGUGAUUUGGUCGUGCCGAGGAUGGUGUUCGGCUCUGUCCCCACUUUCGCUGAAGCUAAGGAAGCCACCGCAGAAUUGAAGGAUGCUAUUGAUCAAGUAUAUCUUUCUCCUGAGUCCUCUCAAUAUUCAUCUCGUGGUGGUCAAGUCUCUGCUUUGUCUCCUACUGGUGGUCAAGUCUCUGCUUUGUCUCCUACUCUUUAUGAGCCAGUGAACAGAUCUUGUGUAGUUGAUGCUAUUUCAGAUUCUUCAGCGCCAAAGCAUGCCAUUCAGGCUUUUCAUUUGCUUAGCACAAGUCGUGAGGCCCAGGCUGUUGUGGCUUCACUUGCUUGUGACCCAAAUGUAUGGAAUGCAGUCAUGGAAAAUCCUGCUGUCAGUAGUUUCUUCCAAUCACAACAGUCAGUUGUGCUGCAGUGGCUGAUCUUGGAGCAGCAGGAAAUACUGAGGAAUUGGAUAAGUUCUCAAGUUGUACUUCUGAAACAGUUGAAUCCCCUGAAAAAUUGGGAGUGUCAGCUGAGUCUCACCCGGGAAAUGGGAUUUUCGAUUUCAUGGAUCUUCUACAGAAUGUAAAGCUAACCGUUAUUGAAUUGGUAAGUAGGGUGUCUGGUUUCCUUCAGAACAUAUUCCCACCACCUGAUGCUAUGAAAGAGAAGAUGUCUGGUGAUGUUGAUGGGAACACUAAAGCAAGUUUCAUGGAUAGUAAAAUUAGCAUGGGAGGAACCUUCACAGGUUUGGCAAUAAUAGUGAUAAUGGUGAUAGUGACAAAGAGAGCUUAAGACUCUUGGAAGCAAAACUACAAUUUGUUGACUUUUCUGAUCUUUUUAAAACCAUGUAAUCAAGUCUGAACUGUUUUUAAAUUGACGAUGUGUCGCACUCGGUAAUUUAUUUCCAUUAACAUUUGAAAGUCUUAUUGGAUAGUUAUUUAUUUAUUUUUAACUUUUUGUUUA
Molecule: messenger RNA, 1228 nt
Organism: Glycine soja
Lineage: Eukaryota; Viridiplantae; Streptophyta; Magnoliopsida; Fabales; Fabaceae
Exons: 4
Coding region: 69-851 (260 amino acids)
Source: RefSeq, a predicted model, not a curated record